This is a messenger RNA of Pocillopora damicornis (cauliflower coral), 1744 nucleotides long. RefSeq names its product poly(A) RNA polymerase GLD2. Gene Ontology annotation, molecular function: poly(A) RNA polymerase activity. NCBI's taxonomy places the organism in Eukaryota, Metazoa, Cnidaria, Anthozoa, Scleractinia, Pocilloporidae. Gene Ontology annotation, biological process: RNA 3'-end processing. The record is from RefSeq and is a predicted model, not a curated record.
GGUAUUUUGUCAAAUAUUACACGCGCAUUGAAAGUUGAUAUGGCUGCAGUUAGUUUUCAUCUAGUUUUUGUCGCGUAAUGAGAAUGUAAUCAAGACAAUGGCAAACUUUGGUAAAGGCAAAAGAAAUGGGCAGUACUGGCAGAGACAGUCAGUAUACACUCCAUCAUUCAUGGAUCUUGAGAAAUACCUUCCGAAGCCUAAGGAUAGUGAUCUACCUGCAUUCACCCGGAAAACCCCAAAGCAAUCUACAGUUAUUAGACCAACAGAAUAUAAGUCAAACAAUUAUGCUCUGUAUAAUGACAGAAGCAGCACGAACUCUAAUUCUUCAACCUCUAAAUGUACAAACACAGCAACUUCUUCAGAUCACGCAGCAAUCAGUGUGAAUGUCACUAAUGAGCAAAGAACAAUAAGCUUAAGUCAUGGGAAGACACUGAACAGCUUGAGUAGAGAAAGUAUUGGGAGAAGACCACCUAAACGUCGUCAUCACUCCACUGUAACUCCAGACUUUCAAGAUGAAGUCAUAACCAAACGAGUGAAAAGAUAUUACAGUACCUCCCAAGCAACAUGUAAUAAUACUGCUAGGUCAUUAAGAUUUCAGCAGUUUGAAGUAGAACCCCCUGUGUUUACCCUGGAAACACUUACCCAAGAGAUACAAGAGGAAACCUUGAAAUGUGUGCAAACUGUUGAGACACUACAAAAGAAAUUAAAGUUGAAAUCUUUUCUAGAAAGAACUUUGUCACCAUUUUUUCCAGGUUGUUCUUUACAUCUUUGUGGCUCGUCAAGCAAUGGCUUUGGUGGUAAUACUAGUGAUGCUGAUUUCUGUUUGAUUUUAAAACAUCUACAGCAGUCAAAUAACCGGAAAGAAGCUCUGCCAAUUUUGAGGAAAAUUCAGAGAGUAUUGGACAAUGACCCUAAAAACACUUUCCUUAGUAGAUGUGCAGUUAUUCCUGCAAGUGUACCAAUUUUGAAAUUCAAGGAUAUGAUCAGUGGCUGUGAGUGUGACAUCAACAUUAAUAAUAUUGUAGGUUUGAGGAACACCCACUUGCUCAGAGCUUACUGUGGAGUGGAUUAUCGUGUCCAGCCACUGGUGAUGUUGGUGAAGAGGUGGGCCAAAACACACAACAUCAAUGAUGCUAGCUUGGGUACACUCUCUAGCUAUGCUCUUGCUCUGAUGGUCAUUCACUAUCUACAAGGUGUUUGUAAACCUGCUGUAGUUCCUGUCUUACAAAGGCAAUAUCCAGCAUUGUUCAGAUACACAAGCGAUUUCUCAAGCCUUUUAACCCUGAAUCCGUGUAAACAUAUGGUCUGCAACCAAUCAGAGAACAGACAAUCUAUAGGAGAGCUAUUUAUUGGAUUCUUCAAAUACUAUGCUGCAGAUUUUAGCUGGAGUACUGAUUAUAUUUCCAUUGCACUUGGUGCUGCUUAUCCACGAGACUCACAACGUAGAAGGAAGUUGGUUUGUGUAGAAGAACCAUUUGAUGGAAAUAAUGUCGCCAAAGCUGUCUGCAGUGUUGAAAAAUUCGAAAACAUCAAAAUGAAAUUCAGGCUGGCGUGGCAUACACUCAAUAUAUCACCAAGUCUGGAGAGUAUCAAGGUUACCUGACUAAAACAUUGAAUGUAAAACCACGCGAAUGGCCAUUUUUGUCAUGCAAUGCAAAAUUGAACACGAAUGUAAGAUAAGACGGCGCGAUUGCCGGCUUUGACAACCUCGACCUCGGCAAACCUAGCUUUUAUCAUGGCAAGA